Molecule: messenger RNA, 4119 nt
Organism: Callorhinchus milii (elephant shark)
Lineage: Eukaryota; Metazoa; Chordata; Chondrichthyes; Chimaeriformes; Callorhinchidae
Gene: tbc1d31
Product: TBC1 domain family, member 31
Exons: 22
Coding region: 7-3267 (1086 amino acids)
Cellular component (GO): centrosome
Molecular function (GO): protein binding
Source: RefSeq, a predicted model, not a curated record
GGGGAUAUGCAGAGCGCCGACAUCGGGGCCCGGCCAGAGGGCAAGAUCUGGCAUCGCAAGCCCAGCCCCAGCACAGCAGACGGUGUUGUCGUAAAUAUUGUUCACAGUGUGGUGGGCUACCACUCGAAAUUCAUUCGAUUUCUUCAUGUUGCAUUUGAGACAGCAGGGGAAGCUUUCCUCGCUGGUGAUCACCAGGGCAAUGUGUAUGUCUUUGACUUGAGCAGGAACAGGUUCAAACUUGUACAGAGAACUGGGCAGUCAUGUACAGCACUGGCUUUUAAUCUUCGAAGGAAAACUGAAUACCUGGUAGCUCUGGCAGACUACUCUGUAAAAUGUUUUGAUACAGAUAGCAAGGAGCUUGUGAGCUGGAUGAGGGGUCAUGAGUCAGCAGUUUCAUCAAUUUCUGUUCAUGGAUCUGGGAGAUACGGCAUAACUACAUCAAGUGAAACAGCCCAACUCUGGGACCUAGACACUUUCCAACGAAAGAGGAAACUGAAUGUACGACAGUCUGUUGGCAUUCAGAAGGUGUUCUUCCUUCCACUGAGCAACACUAUCCUUAGUUGUUUUAAAGAUGAUUCUGUCUUUGCCUGGGAAAGUGACACACUGCACUGCAAAUACCAAUUACCAGUGCCAGAAAAUGAACCCCGGAUAAAUUAUAAAGCUUUUGCUGUCACCAGAGAUGGUCGUGUCCUUGUUGCUGGAGGAAAAUCAAACUUUCUUCACGUUUGGUGUCUGGUCACCAGAAGGCUCCAGCGAAUCAUUCAGAUGCCUCCAAAAGUGCGAGCUGUGCGCCAUCUGGAGUUUCUUCCUGACAGUUUUGAUGGUGGAUUAAGCCAGGUUAUUGGUGUCCUGAGUCAAGAUGGCAUCAUGAGGUUUAUCAACGUUGAGACAUGCAAACUGCUUUUUGACAUAGGAAGCCUUGACAAUGGGAUUAACACAGUGGCUGUCAGUCCUAAUGGGCGCUACAUUGCAACUGUGUUGGAGAAUGGCAGCCUUAACGUUUAUGAUGUUACAGUAUUGUCACAGGAACUGAACAAGCCUCCGCCUCCUUUAGUUAAAGUAGUUACAGCGGGUUCCAAAGAUCAAACAAGGCUAACUGGCCUUAAAAUGAGAGUGGCUUCUGAAAGAGUAGAAAGACCUCGAGGAGGAAAAUCAAGUGCGAGAAAUGCACAGACCAGAAUCCUGAGACCAGCUGAUGCUUCCCUGGAAGACAAAGAGAAUGAGCUUCCAGUGGGCCUUAACAAAAAGCGUCUACAGACCUUGCUGAAGGAAUUUGGUGAAUAUCCAGAAAAAUACAGAAUGUUUAUUUGGCGCUCUUUACUACAAUUGCCUGAGAACCAUACAGCUUUCAGUAGUCUUACUGACAAAGGAACACAUUCUGCAUUUCUGAGAAUUCAUGAGCAAUACCCGAUCAAAAGUCGAAAGCUGCUGAGAGUUCUUCAACGGAUAUUAUCGGCUAUGGCGCAUUGGUCAGCCAUAUUUCAUGAAGUCUUAUACCUCCCACUCCUAGCCUUCCCCUUUAUAAAACUCUUUCAAAACAACCAGCUGAUUGGGUUUGAAGUAAUUGCUACAGUUAUAAUGAACUGGUGUCAGGACUGGUUUGAGUACUUCCCAAACCCUCCAAUAAAUCUUCUAAGUAUGAUUGAGAAUAUCCUGGGUCAUCUUGAUAAAGAACUCCUGCAGCACUUUGUGACAUACAAUGUAACUACGCAGACGUACGCUUGGCCAUUCCUUGAAACCUUUUUCUCAGAGGUGUUAACCAGGGAGGAGUGGCUUAAGCUGUUUGAUAAUGUUUUCUCCAACCACCCAUGCUUCCUGUUGAUGGCAGUAGUAGCCUAUUUGAUCUGUUCCCGAGGCCCUUUGCUCCACUGUAAUAUAAAAGAAGACUUUGAGUAUUUCUUCCAUCAUCGGAACAACCUGGAUAUAAAUGCAAUGAUCAGAGAGGCAUACCAUCUUAUGGAUUGCACGCCUGCAGAUAUCCAUCCCAAAUAUAUGAUUAAUGACUUUGUACCAUUAACCAAAGGACAGUAUCCAAUAUUCAACAAAUACCCAGUAUUUAUUGUCAACUACCAGGCUGAAGAACGGGAGAAGAUUCGCCAAGAGGAGCUGGAGUAUUUACAAGAGAAGCAGCUGGCACACGAGCUACAUUCUGAAACUGUGAAGAGGCAGGCUGAUGAUGCUACCUGGUACGAGCAGCAAAAGCUGCUCCAGGAGGCUGAGGAGCAAAGAAGGAAGAUUCUGCUAGAAGAAGAAAAGAAACUUACAGUACAGAGAAUGAGGCUUACUGCUAUGAAGCGUGAAAUGAAAGUGAAGGAACUUCACCUCUUAGAUGCAUCACGCAGGCGCUUUCUGAAACAUCAGCAGGAUCAUCGGAAAUCUGAACUCAGGAGGCUUGAUGAUGAGAUUGCCAGAAAGAUGUCUCUCCGGGACCAGGAAACGUCUGCCUUUGUUCAAGACAUUGAAGUGAGGAAAAUGGAAAUAGAUACACAACGACAGAUAUUUGAACAACAACUUGCCAAAGAGCAGGAAUCUGUAACACAGAAGGUGAAAGGAGACCUGGAGACCCAUCGUCUAAAAACAGAUAUUGAAGAUCAAAUGUUUACCAGGUUGUUGGAAAAGGAACAGCGUCCGGACUUUAACUCUUGUAAGGAAAUUGAAAAGGGCUUGGCUGAAGCAGACCAACUGUGUAUUGAUCUAGACUGGGAAACGAAGAUGCUACAGAAGCAAAAGGCAGAUGAUUUAGAUCAGGAAAAGCGGCAGUUGGAGUUAUUACGUCUUGCCAAUGAAAAUAAGGACAGAGAAACCAGGCUUCUGAAUGUGAUGAAGGAAGUUAAAGGAAAGCAGUGGGAUGCGGUUAUGGAAAGACAAGCUCAGGUGGAAGCACAACAGCGUGCAAGAUUUGUUUCAGACGCUGCCAGGCGGCAGUUCAUGGCAGAUGAAAUGACUAAAACAAUGGAGCAUGUUGAACAACUGCACAAAAGUCUAGAUGAAUCUUUUGAGAGGCUUUGUGACGCAAGAACUAUAAUUACACACAAACCAACAGGAGAUCUCCAAGAGAGCAGAAAUAGAAACACAAAGCAUGACACUACCUGUUUGAAUGAUAUUUCCUCAGACUCUUCUGCUCAGUUGUCUUUGGACAGAGGAAGAACUGAUCUAGAAAACAAGGAACGUGAACUGAUGGCUGGAGUAAGAGAACUGAGACAAAAGCUUGCAGUGCAGGCUCGUCAGAGAUACCCUAGAAAUUUCUCUCCUACAAACUGCACAUAGUAGAAUAUACACACUUCUAAAUUAUCAUAAUAAAGCCGAAUCGUUUUUUAAGGAAGCCUGAAAUCUAAAAUCAAAACAGAAGCAGGAAAUGCAGAGCAGGUCAAUCAGCAUGUGAAAAAGAAACUUGUUAAUGUUUCAGGUGUGACCUUUCAGCAGAACUGUUUUUUGAUAAAGUCACCGCUCAAAGUGAUAUUGAGGUAUAUAGACCAGAUUGAAUCUGCAGUCUGGACUGAGUUAGUUGACUUAAACCAGGGUGGCAGUAGGGCCCUACAAUUGACCUUAAUGCCCGAGGCUAGGAAGUGGGAAAAAUCAGCCGAGGUACCUGCUCCUGAUCUCUCUCCAGUGACUUGCCGUAUGGAUGAUGGAUGAGGCUAAAAUAAGGCUGGACUGUAAUGCUUCAAAUAACCUGCUGACCUUUGUUUGCUGAAGAAUAGCCACUUUGGGUGACAUAUCAGACUACAAUUGCUUCCCAUGGACAUGUACAUAAUCCAACUGAGUGAAUGCUUCUGAUGAAAAAAANCUAAAGCCAAAAUAUUACAUUAAUUUGCUGUUAGGUUCUGAUUGACUUUAUAUGCAUUUCCCAAGUUUUAUGUCCUAUUUUAAUGUUUAAAUAUUAAAAUGAAUGUAUUUCAACUGAUUUGUUAGACUUGUAUAAUUAUUGAUUACUCAUUUAUUUUUCUAUUGAGAUUGAUAUGCAAUUAAGUCUGUUUUAUAUUGUAGUUAUGUACAGAAUGUUUAAGAUGCAUUCUAACAAUAUGUGUGCAAUUUUGAAAUGCUGCUGUUGUACAUAAUAGAAAACAGCCAAAAGGACAUUUUUAAGUGAAACUUUGCAAUAAAUCUUUUGCUAAUUUU